Messenger RNA from Betta splendens (Siamese fighting fish), 1069 nucleotides. RefSeq names its product mitochondrial ribosomal protein L46 (gene mrpl46). NCBI's taxonomy places the organism in Eukaryota, Metazoa, Chordata, Actinopteri, Anabantiformes, Osphronemidae. The record is from RefSeq and is a predicted model, not a curated record. Gene Ontology annotation, molecular function: structural constituent of ribosome. Bases 35 to 904 code for a protein of 289 amino acids. The transcript is spliced from 4 exons. Gene Ontology annotation, cellular component: mitochondrial large ribosomal subunit.
UUUUCUGGCAUACACCUUAACGCAGCAGAAGAAAAUGGCCGCACCGUGUAGAAGGAUGGCGAGUCGGCCUCUGUCUUUGUUUGUGUCUUGUUUAAGCAGGACAACAGUCAGAGAGACGGGUCUUCGUCUGUUUCGCAGCACUCCCGUGUGUCGGGCUACCCCGCAGAGCAAAGCUGUGACAGAAAGUUCUCCGUGGACCUUGAUGGCGGCGGCGUGUCUGCAGCGGCUGCCGGUCAUCUCCGCCGACCUCAACCCCAUAGAGCAGCAGUUCGCGCACUUGAUGCAGCAGAUGGAGCUGGAGAAAAGUAUGCUUUCAGAUCACGAGCAACGGCUGUUGGAGGACAGCGAGAGACUGAGUCGUAAGCAGGCAGAAGACUAUGACUCCGACGAAGAUGGCGACCACCGAGGAGAGGAGAUCAUGUUGGCUCAGGACCUCGAAGACUCCUGGGAGCAGAAGCUCAAGAGCUUCCAGCCAGCGCCGAGGGUCAGAGCUGAUGUAGAUGAGGACGUGACAUCAGUGGAGCGCUGCCUGGCGGACCCGCUGGUUCUUCUGGCUCAGCAGCAGGUCGGCAGCGAGAAGAUGUGGCUGCUGCCUCAGACUCGGUGGCAGGAGGGGGAGACCCUGCGUGAAACAGCGGAGCGAGCUCUCACCUCCCUGCCAGCAGCUGGCUUCAAGGCGACUUUCCUCGGCAGCGCCCCCUGCGGCGUGUACAAGUACAAACUGCCCAAAGCCGCUCGGACGGCCGACUCCUUGGGAAUCAAAGUGUUCUUCUUCAAAGCCAUCCUGUCCGGCGGCGCCCCCCCCGCAGACGCCAGCUCUCCCUUUGUGUGGGUGAAGAAAAGUGAACUGCAGCGCUACCUGAAGCCAGCCUACACCAUGAAGCUAGAGCGCUUCAUCCUGUGACCGUGAGGCGUAAACUCUCACCAGGUAUUCUGACGUACAGAACAAUGAUGACAUAAAAUAUGAGGCCCAGAGAGUCAUCACUCAUCUGCUGUUCCACAUCAUAAAAUGUUUGUUCAACCAAAUGGUAGGUAUGUUCAAAUGUAUAAAUAAAUUGUUUUUCACAGA